AAAUCCAGUUGGCGGCGCCGUCACCGUUUCGUCUGUAGAGGUGAAAUGAGACGGACAAUGGAGUGGGCGGCGAGUGCGGAGCACUUGGGAGGGUUCCCUAGAAGAAUGGUUUUCACUGCGGUGGGGGCCUUUGCCAAGGCGGUGGCUUCUCUAUUCAACUCCUCCUACGUUCAUAAUGCCGACACCCUCAUUCGUUUGGUCCGGUCAAGACCUCCCGGUGUACCCCUUAUCACUGUCAGCAAUCACAUGUCUACGUUGGAUGAUCCGCUCAUGUGGGGAUUUAAAGGGUUUCCUACAUUUGAUGCUAAUUUAGGUCGAUGGGUAUUGGCUGCCGAAGAUAUAUGUUUUAGGAAUGCAUUUUAUUCUUACAUAUUCAGGCUCGGGAAAUGUAUACCUAUUACAAGGGGUGGUGGAAUUUAUCAGGAACACAUGAACGAGGCUCUUCAGCGGCUAGAUGAUGGAGCUUGGCUGCAUACAUUUCCAGAAGGAAAAGUGUCUCAAGAUGAUGCUCCUAUAAGACGAUUGAAAUGGGGAACUGCUAGUCUAAUUGUCCGUGCAUCUUUAACUCCAAUUGUAUUGCCAAUUGUUCAUUACGGUUUUCAAAAGGUAAUGCCAGAGAAAUUUAUGUUUGAUAGACGGCCUCCUUUACCGUUGUGCAAUAAGAGAAUUGACAUAAUUGUUGGCGAGCCUAUUGAAUUUGACCUUCAAAAAAUGAGGCGGAUGGCUAUUUCACGGACUCAAAAUGAGUCAUUUCAUCUCAAUGGGUGGCCUUGCACUUCUCCUGAUGGUUUGGAUGAAACAGCACAGAGAUACCUCUACGCUACAAUUUCUGAGCAAAUCCGAGCAUCCAUGGAGAGAUUAAGGAAUUUCAGGAAAAGUAUCCUUGGGUCAUAAAUUUAGUUAUACCCGAGGUUGGCCUUUUAAUUUUUCUUCAGUCAUUAGGGAGUUAAUUUUGUCAAGGGUAUUUGCCUUCAAUUAUUAGUCAGAGAAUUCCCUAAAAUGGAACGCUGUUGAAAACUGAACAGCGAGCGCCACAUUGGGGUGCCUCAAUCAAGUGCCAUUAGAUUAUGGGGCCUUGAUGCGUGACACAUAAUGAGAUGGACUAAAAAAUUAAAAAAAAAAAAAAAUCCCUGAAAUGCCAUUGUUAAAAAUGACUUGUGAAGGUUCAUUUUUGGCUCAUUUUGCAUUUACAUAGUCAGGGGAUUUUUUAAA
Messenger RNA from Neltuma alba, 1212 nucleotides. Its product is annotated as N-acylphosphatidylethanolamine synthase. Gene Ontology annotation, biological process: phospholipid metabolic process. NCBI's taxonomy places the organism in Eukaryota, Viridiplantae, Streptophyta, Magnoliopsida, Fabales, Fabaceae. The transcript is spliced from 5 exons. The record is from RefSeq and is a predicted model, not a curated record. The coding region runs from base 46 to 894 and encodes 282 amino acids.